AUGGGAUGUUCAAAUUUAUUCACUGGAAAUGACUUUAUAUGUGGUAAAAUUGAUAGUGAAGGUUGCCAACAAAAGAAUUCUUGGAUAAUGUCAGAUUACAACGAAAACCAGCCAUACCAAACAAAAUGCGAAUUUAAUUUUGCCAUGAAUAAUCCCAAAACUGGACAAAAUUUUAUUGAUUUGACAGAUUUAUUGCUAAAUGCGCCAGAUUAUAUAAAGUGGUUUAAGACGGAGUCUUGUAGUAGCUAUAGUGCUUUUCAUUCAACCCGUAGUUGUGUGGAAAAGAAGAAAAAUAAAUUUUAUUGUGGGCAUGAGACUAAUGAGGUAGGAUUUCUUAAAUUGGUUAGAACCAUAAAUACCUAUACGAAACUCCAAAAAUAUUUUCUAACGAAACAAAACGAAACUAAAAGGCUCCCGGAGAUUUGGGGAGUGGACAAUUGGGGAGUGGACAUUUGGGGAGUGGAUAAGUGGGGAGUGAGCGGACAUUUGGAGAGUGGAUUUUUGGGGAGUGGACUUUUGGGGAGUAGCCUAACGAUAAAAAUAAAAUAUCAAAUAGUUUUUAUCUUUUGUUUGUUUACAAACUUUCUUUCUUUUGUUUACAAAGAGAAAAUAAAUUGUUAA
Molecule: messenger RNA, 621 nt
Organism: Meloidogyne enterolobii
Lineage: Eukaryota; Metazoa; Nematoda; Chromadorea; Rhabditida; Meloidogynidae
Source: the annotation of a GenBank genome assembly